UCUCCGAUAUCACACACGUGCGUUCACACAUACCGACGCAAAAGCAAGCAAGCACGCGCUCGCGGAGUGAUACGGGCGAUAAACUGAAAAACAAAAACAAAAAAAAUUCUCCACCCUCGACGCUUUCGGGAAGGGAAGUUCCCGACGUCCUGGGGGGGAGGACGUGUUUUUAUUCUUCUGGUGUCUUCAAGUGGUGUCUUCUGGGAUAGUCAGGAUUAUCGUUAAAAGAAAAAAUUAUUUUUCCCCGGCCCGGUGUACGUCGGGAUGUGCGUGGCCAGCGACGGGAGUACCUGAAGACCCCGGACCAUGGUGUGUCGUCGUCGUUGUUCGUCGAGUGCCCUCUGACGCGUGUGCGCCUCAGCGGAGAGCCCCUUUUUCCCUGACGCGUUCACCCACCGGCCUCAUCGUGUAUCCUCACGUAGCUGUGCUGUCAACCGGCGCGACGGACCCCAGGAAGCGGAAGGACGCGGGGGAGGAGUACCUCCUGGGCUCCCCGCUCGCGCGAGCAGGGACGUCCCUGGUGCGGCUGGCGGACAUGCCCCCGCAGGAAGGGGGCGGCGGCGGCGGCGGCGAGGAGGGCGGCUGGGUGCGGCCCUACUACGACCAGCACCCCAUCUCGGCCGCCACCAGCGCCAUGCUCAACAUCGGCGGCGGCGGCGGCGGCGGCGGCGGCGGAGGCGGCGGCGAAGACCAGCCCGGCGCGAUGCCCGGCCUCGAGUGCUACAGGUUCCCCGGACUCGUGCUGGGGGACAAGGACCGCCUCGAGUUCUGGCCGACGACCUCGUCGGCGGGCGGCGGCUCGCUGCUGACGUCGCAGCUCAAGGCCGCCAAUGGCCUAGCGGGCCACGAGCUGCUGUCCCCGCCCCUCGGCGGCCCCGCCUCCCCGGAGCUGCAGGGCCUCCUGCUGCACCACGGCUCGCAGAUCGCGGCGCACCACUACCACCACCCGCAACCCGUGAAGCGCGAGCCCGAGGACCUCAGCCACCACCACCACCGCCAGAAGGGCUCGCCCGACCACGACGGCAUCAUCGUGGCCAAGGGCUCGCAGCGCCACAAGGUGGUGCUGGUGUCCGCCGGCGGCGGCGGGGGCGGAGACCUGGCGGUGGACGUGAAGCAGGAGGAGCUGCGCGCGCUGCACUCGCCGCAGCACGGCAGCCGCUCCGUCAACGGCACGCCGACCUCGUCCACGUCGUCGCUGCUCGCCGACGGCGGCGGCCAACUCGAGGUCAUCUCCGCCGAGGGCCUCAAGGCGGCGGCGGGCGGCGGCUCCAUGUACGGCUCGCAGCUGUACGCGAGCAUGGGCUCCGCGCAGCAGCAGCAGCAGCAACACGGGAGCGGCACGCCGUCCCCGACGCCGUACGGAGACCAGUACGCCGCCGCCGUGUCGCAGGCCUACCUCACGGCCACCUCGUCGUCGUCGUCCGCGUCCCGGACGGCGGCGGCCGCCGCCGCCGCCUUCUCCGACCCGUACUACGCGCGCGAGUACUUCGCCGAGCAGGCGGCGGCGGCGGGCGGCGGCUACGGCUCGCAGGCGCGCCAGCAGCAGCCGCUGUACGCCGACGGCUCCGAGGGCGGCGGCGGCGGCGGCGGAGGCGGCGCCUCCUCCUUCGUGGAGAGGUACGCGGUGCGGCCGGCCGGCUACCACGGCUCCAAGGGCGUCGUGUCGGCCGCCAGCGCCGCCGGACUCACCGUCGACCUGCCGUCGCCCGACAGCGGCAUCGGCACCGAGUCCAUCACGCCGCGCGACCAGACGGCCAUCCAGCAGUCGUUCGAGUACUCGGAGCUGUGCAACGCCGGACCGCUGCUGGACCCGGGGCUGUCGAACCAGAGGACAGGCGGUCCCUCGCCCGGACACCACGCCGCCGCCGGCGGCCGCAGGCCGUGGCACGACUUCGGCCGCCCCAACGACGCCGACAAGAUACAGAUACCCAAGACGUACUCGCAGUACGGCUUCAAGUACCACCUGGAGUCGCCCAUCUCGACGAGCCAGAGGCGGGAGGACGACAGGAUCACCUACAUCAACAAGGGCCAGUUCUAUGGCAUCACCAUGGAGUACGUGCCCGACCCAGACAAGCCGCUCAAGAGCCAGACUGUCAAGAGCAUCGUGAUGCUGAUGUUCCGAGAGGAGAAGAGCCCCGAGGACGAGAUCAAGGCGUGGCAGUUCUGGCACGGCCGCCAGCACAGCGUCAAGCAGAGGAUACUGGACGCAGACACGAAGAACAGCGUGGGUCUGGCGGGCUGCAUCGAGGAGGUUGCGCACAACGCCAUCGCCGUCUACUGGAACCCCAUGGAAAGCUCUGCCAAGAUUAAUGUAGCUGUGCAGUGCCUCAGCACAGACUUCAGUAGUCAGAAGGGCGUCAAGGGUCUCCCCCUCCACCUGCAGAUCGACACCUACGACGACCCCAGGGACGGGCCGGUGUUCCACAGAGGCUACGCCCAGAUCAAGGUGUUCUGCGACAAGGGGGCGGAGCGCAAGACGCGCGACGAGGAGCGCCGGGCGGCCAAGAGGAAGAUGUCUGUGACGGGCAGGAAGAAGAUCGAGGACCUGUACCACCCGGCCGCAGAGCGGUCAGAGUUCUACAGCAUGAGCGACCUGGGCAAGCCGCCGGUGCUCUUCACCCCGGCGGAGGACAUCGACAAGCUCACGUCGAUGGAGCUGCAAGGAUUUUAUGGCCACGAGACAGACAGCUCAACCAUGUCGAAUGGCGAGGCGAGCUCAGGGGCCCACCAGCACGGGCUUGGCAAGCAGCCUUCCCCCUUCCUCCUGCACUCUGGCAAACCGACCAUGCAGACGCUGAAGUUCCACAACCAUUUCCCACCCGACGCGCCCGGGGACAAGAAGGAGUCCCUGCUGGACGGGCCGGCGGGGCUGACCACGGACGGCACCGUGUUCUCGGGCCCGGCGCUCAAGAAGAGCCGGCUGAUGGGCGCGCCGCCGCUCAGCGAGCGCGUCAUGCUGUACGUGCGGCAGGACGGCGAGGACACGUGCACGCCGCUGCACGUGGUGCCGCCCACGGCGCAGGGCCUGCUCAACGCGAUUGAGAAUAAGUACAAAAUUUCUACUUCAAGCAUUAGUAACUUGUAUCGAAAAAACAAAAAAGGGAUUAUAGCCAAAAUUGAUGACGACAUGCUCAAAUAUUACUGCAACGAAGACGUAUUUGUUAUGGAAAUCAAACAAGCGGAUAGCGACGAUCUCUUCGAGAUCACAUUAGUGGAGACGAUAGACUGAAGAGAGUGAGGUGUUUCUUCCAAAACGGAAAUGUGCCACAUAUAAUUUUUUUUUUUUUUUUUUCAUGAAUUGGUCCCGUUGUCGGUUCCAAAGUCUUUCAUCGAAACAACUCGAAUAAAGCAUUUCAAGCAUGGCGAGUUUUUGUACAUGUUACAAGCGUUACGACAUAUUUAACACAGGAUUUGGAAGUGUUGUAAAGAUUUUUUUUUAUUCAAGUAUAUUAAUAGGCUGCUUAUAGAUUCAUUGUAUUGGCUGCAUAUUAUAUUUAUUUUUGUAUGACGAGACUUGUAGCACACGAGCUCAGGGGGCUGUCUGUUCAUUCAAGAUGCUUACCUGCGUGUGUGCCAAGAGUUGUAGUUAAAGAGAGUCUCUUCUGCACACUCGCGAAUGUACGUGUGUGAUCCCAGACGGGCUUGGUGUGCCAUUUUGAAGGAAUGUUUAACCCUUGGUUUUCGUCGGAGCUCAUCUGGAAAGUGGGCUCUGAGCAGCUGCAGCGAGGAUUGGUGACGCAGGUGGACUGCUUCGCAGCUCUGCGUGAAACGAGCUUCUCGGGUUGUAAGUCGGCCCGCGUGUUGGUACCCAGUUUGUAUGUUAUUAUAUCUUUUUUUUUAUAAUUAUAAUAUUGUUUUGUUUGCAAGUUUUUAAAAGAGACAAUUAUGCCGAUAUUGUUGAUCUCAAAGUGUCCAAAUAAAUCGACGAAAAAGACACAGAAGACAUAAUUAUCUUCGACAGCCUGGAAGAGUAAUGUCCAGACAAUCACAAUGUCAUAAUCAUACCUGUAAAGAAGUGACUUCUUGCUCCAGCACUGUUGAAUAAAAUUCAGUGCUCGUAACAUCACAACAACUUGUGAGUUGGAACUGCUUUUUUUUUUAUUUCAGUGACAUUAUUUCAUAUUUUAUGUACGUAGUGUUUCUGUUCAUCAGCAGAGUUUAAUAGCUAUGUUUUAGCACAUUCAUUUUGAUAAUAAUAUUUUAUAAAGUUAGCUUGACAAAAAAAAAUAUUGAAGUUUUAUAAUGAUAGACUUUAAUGAAUAUACACAAUACUGUAUUUAUCUCUAACAAAGGCUACUGUGAUAGAGUGGAAUUUUAAAGAGUAGUUGACAUAAUCUUCACAUGCGUGUUUUGAUAAGUGCAAAAUGUUGUGAUAAACAAUGUAGGUAUAAUAACUGUGUAGCCAUAAUUAUCAAAAUCAAAUUAAAUAUUUGUCUUGUGUGAAAAAUUAGGUAUGAAUACUAUUGCUGAAUCUAUGUCAGCUGCAAAUGAUGUUUCAAAAUAUGUGUAGAACACCAUGCGUGUGCCUGAUAUGUCUGUAUUAUCCAUCCUCAGUAAAUAAAAAAGUCCCGUCUUAUCGCAUGACAAACAAGCGUUCUUAUAUAAUGCAGUUGGUCAGAGAAAAAAAUUAAUGUUAUUGUUAGAGUAGUUAAGUUUUUGUUAAUAAUAUUAAGUUUUUAAACUAACAGAAACAUACGUAAAUCCUCUCUUUCUCUCUCUGCUGCUUUAGCCUUUGCGACUAAAUUGUGUUACAGUGUGUGCAUGUAAAAAAAAAUCAAAGUUGUUAUUCUCGUGGCCAUGUUUAUAAUGUGUAUCGUUAACUUGUUAACAGUUAUUUGCAAUCACUAUGUGCCUUUAAGACAUUUCAGUUUUGCUACAAUUUUUGUUGUGUGUGUUAAACUUACAUUAGAAAAGAAUAUAGGAUGCUGUGGAAAUUUCUCCAUGGAAAAAAAAAAAAAAUUGAUUUUAACCCUUAUUAAAAUAUUUUCAUAAGACAGUGAGAAAUCCAAAAAUUUAUAGACAAAAAAGUAUUAGUUUAAUAUGUAAACCUCUAACUGUAUAAAAUUUGAUGUAGUGCAUAGUAUAAAAUGUCAAAAUUACCUAUAUCUGGAAGAAACGUGUCAAUGAGAGUGAUUACAAAUCUUAUGAACAUUAGGUAUCUCAAGUUAUUUAUUUAAGAAAUAAAUGCAUUCACAAGGCAUUGUACUUAGUCAAUAUGUAUUUUCUAUCUUGGAGCUUUGUACAAUAUUCUAAUUAAAUUAUUGUAAAAAAAAUUGUGAGCUGUAAUUAAAACAACUAAAAAUAUGCAACAUGUUUUAAAUACAAUUUUUUUUUGCAUAUAAACUUUUAACAGUUAUAUAUAAGUUCAGAAUUGAAUAAAAACCCACAUCAGUUCUUUGCAUCUGUAGUGACUCAAAUUUACCAUGCUAGACUGGUCUCUCUAUUGAUUUGUGUCACAUCGAAGUGUAGUUUAUAUUAAUUUAUGCAACGGUAGUUAAAAAGCACAAAUGAUAUUGCCAGUCUUAGCCAUAAUCAAACAAACAUGCAAAUUACAACCGUGUGCUUUGGGAUGAACUAUUAUGAAAUGUAAAUUCAAAAAGAAGAAAGUUGAAAACUGUAACAUUUUCAGCAAAAUAUGUCUUUUAUGAAAAUUGUUUGAUUCUGUAAAAAAAAAAAAGUGAAGCUUUUCUAUAAAAUUGUGUGAAAUUUCUGUAAAUAUGUGUAUCUUUAUAAUUGCUGCUUUUGAUAUGUUUUAAUGUAACAUAAAACAGAGUUCUUUUAAAAUGUCAUCAUAUUGAGACAAAGUCAGAUAUGUGCUUUGCACAAAAAAAGUGUGUGUAUAUGUGAGUGCAUGUGAAAUAUUGGUCUAUUUCUGAAGCUGCCAAGCAGUCAUGUGUCAUACAAAGGCAAUACUUUCAUUUUUUUUUUAUCACUGCAAAUGUAACUGCAAAAUGUGACUAAAAUUAAUAAACAUUUUUCAAAAUGAAAAUGAGUGGACUUUAAACCCUUUAUAUGCCUACACCUUAUGACAUGAAUAAAGUUAGUAUGGCACUACUGUAACAAGUUGUGUUUAUAGGAACUGCAACGUGGUAAAAAAUAUGUAUAUAAAAAAAAAUUCUAUUCAUUAUGAUGGCAUGGAAUUUAACUGUUGUGACUUAUAUUUCCUAGCCAAUCAUAGACAACACAUCUGUGACAUAGUACUAAAAAAUUCUCAGGCACGGCAGAUUUAUUUACAGAGUGCUCACAUUCUGGAAUGUCAGAGCAAAGUCAGGGAAGUGAAAAUUUGUAAGGGAAUGACAGAGAAUUUACUUUGAAUCUUGGAAAAGUCUGGGAAAUUUUCCAGUUAUAGUAAUUUGAGGGGAAAAUUGCAUGCACCAUAAAAGAAUUAUUACUAGAUAGAUUUCAAAGAAAUACUACUUAUUGUAGCCGUUACCAUGGUGCGACUUCCGGAAAAUUUUUAUAUAGUUUUUCAUUUCAUGGUUUAUAGACCCCAAAACCAUUGUCAACUUAAUUGUUUAUACAUAUAUAAAAUACAUUUUUAUAGGCACAAUUACUGCUAUAAUUUUUCACUAAUCACUUCCAAACUAAUACAUAAAAUAUAGUAAUGGAAAAUUUCACUCAAUUUCAUUAAUGAGCAACAUCCGACCAAAGAGGUAGAAAUGGGACGAUUUUUUUUUAAAAAACAUAAAAAUCACUGUAACUCCUAUGAUAUAGGAAGUAUUACAUCCGUUUGAAGUAUUAUAACUCAUAGGAGUAAUACCAAAAACUUUUGUCUAGUUAAAUUUUUGAUGGAUUAGAAAAAAAAAGGUUGGAGGACAAAAAAAAUCAUAACUCCCUUCGUAGGCACACCAUCGAAUCAGUCCAAAUUGUUUUGACGCCACUCCCGCUGCCUGUCUAAGUUUUUUAAGUAGUUAUUAAUUUGAAAAGUGAUCUCAGGGAUUUUAACGUGGGUUCGGCCUCGUGGCUGCAGGCAAGAGCGUGUCGUAGUUCGAAACCUACCUGGGCUGUUCAGGCCACCCAGGACGCCUUAUGAAUAAAUAAUAAACUGGUUGACACGACACUGCACAUUAUUGAGAACCGUUACACACACUGGUCCAAGUACUGACCGCGUCUGUUGUCUGACCGUCGCGGCACGCGAGUCUCUAUGCGUAGAUGAUGCGCGCGGCCAGGAUAGAUUGUAAAGUGGUAUGUGCGGACUUAUAUAUUGGCCGAUUAUCAACGUGAAAGACGCGGCGGAUAGUCGCGGAGUUGCAGUGCUGCAACAGCUUAUGCAGAGAUUGACGUGAUUAUGUCAGACAGCACAUACGAAUUAAUGUUCUAAAGUUAGUUGCAAUCUAACCUGCUGCAAAACAUAAAAGUCCCGAAUAGUCCGUAGGUCCGGUUAGAUACAAACAUACAAGUUACAGUCACUUAUUAAACAGUUAUGACGUGGUUAGACUACACGUAGAAGUUACACAUUUAAAUAAGAUGAAAGUUAGAUACGUAGAUUAACGAAUUAGAACUCGACACACGAGGCUGGCUAGGAGCCUUUGACGAGAAUGAUUACUUGGCUUCGAAGCCUAAAAACUGUGUAAAACUCAUUUGCGCUGUCCUUAAACUCUGGACAGGAAAAUUACAUAAAGAGUUGAAAAUCUCCCUGUUGGGAAUAAAUGAUUAAGUAACGAGUCGCACGAAAUGACGUGCGACUGAGUGGGGUCGGCGCAGAGCUGGUAAAAGGAUUUGAAGAACUUACACUAUUGCUGAGACUUGUAUGAGGCGCGAAAUCUGAAGGCUCUGCGUGCGCGGAGCGACCGACCCCUGCGAGUCCCCGACGGCAACUCAGCGCGAGGGCGCCCUGCCACCUCGCGCCUGGACACGUGAAGCGCGGGAAAACAGCUCCGACCAGUUUUGGACUUAAAAGACAUAUUUCACAAUAUAUGAUUAUUGAACAGUUGGACAUAAUUUCCCUUGAAUUAAUUAUCUUUUAAAUUGUUAUUAAAUUGGUUGUUUUUGAUUUGAAAGAAUAAUUAAUGAUAUAGUUUAGCGCAUUGCCACACCCGGCCGGGUGCUGUAAUCGACUUGGUGUUCGUCGCGGUGCACUUACACUCACUCGGCGGACAUCACGCUCGGACGUGUUCGAUGCACUUAAGAGUAAGUGUUGUUGUGACAUAACGGCCUGUGCGAACCAGAGGGAGCACCGGCAGUCGGCGUCAGUUUAUUAACCUUACAAUUAUUAUCUAAAAUUUUUAUUUAAAAAAAAAUUGUUCUCAAGAUGAACCUUUGAUCAAGGGGUUGAAAAAAAAAAGGGUAGAAUCAAACAAAAAAAUUCAUAUCUCCCUUAGUAGGCACACUAUCAAAUCCGCUCAAUUAGUUUUAAAUUAUUAUAAAUAUUAUCUGAAAAUUUUGUCUGAAACAAUUUUUGAUAAUACAAGCCAUAAUUACAAGGGAUUGAAAAUCAUGGUGUUGAAAAAAGAAAUAAAUAAAACUUCCCUAUCAUGUACAUUAUCGAAUCCAUUGUUAUGUUUUUAACUUUUUAAAUAUUGUCUAAAACUUUUGACUGAAGUAAAUUUUUUGUAACAAACCUCUACUGUAAGGGGUGGAACUAACAAGGGUUG
Bacillus rossius redtenbacheri is the source of this 8594-nucleotide messenger RNA. It is a transcript of the gene grh, whose product is annotated as protein grainyhead. The record is from RefSeq and is a predicted model, not a curated record. Gene Ontology annotation, molecular function: RNA polymerase II cis-regulatory region sequence-specific DNA binding; DNA-binding transcription activator activity, RNA polymerase II-specific. Gene Ontology annotation, cellular component: nucleus. The coding region runs from base 536 to 3229 and encodes 897 amino acids. Lineage: Eukaryota; Metazoa; Arthropoda; Insecta; Phasmatodea; Bacillidae. Gene Ontology annotation, biological process: regulation of transcription by RNA polymerase II. The transcript is spliced from 15 exons.